This is a messenger RNA of Folsomia candida, 982 nucleotides long. RefSeq lists its product as uncharacterized. NCBI's taxonomy places the organism in Eukaryota, Metazoa, Arthropoda, Collembola, Entomobryomorpha, Isotomidae. The transcript is spliced from 3 exons. Bases 54 to 923 code for a protein of 289 amino acids. The record is from RefSeq and is a predicted model, not a curated record.
UUUGCAAUAAUUUUCAUAGUGCUUUUUAACUUUGUGAGAGCAGCCUUACCAAAAUGUUGAAGUUAUCAAUCCUUGCUCUUACACUGAGCCUGAUAAGUGCCGUGAACUCAUCACCUAACGAUAACCCCACAUCCAAGGAUCGGUCUGAAACCAGAAGAUGUGCCCGAGACCGGUGUCCCUUGGACCAAACGACAUUUAACAUCACGACAAACAUUCCUUUCGUCAAGGACCCGGAAGCUCCCGGUUUAGAGGAAUCCCUCCAAUGUGAGACCUUCAAUUACUGCGGGGAUGGCAAGAAACGGACUACGUGCCCCAUAAUCGAUGGACACGAUAAGGCUGACCCCAGCUACCAACAAGCCUUGACUUUGGCCGUGAUAAAAAGCAACUUGGCCCCCGGCUCGAUUUUCUUGCAAAUUAAAUUCAAUUCCGACAAGACGGCUGACAUUAAUUUGCGAUAUGUCAAGUAUGGAAACGUCACGAAAAUACCGGCCGACAUUCCAACCGGUUGGGACAAUUUGGAGAAGGAUAUUGAAAAUGAUAGCAGUUUUUAUGAAGAUAUUGUGGUUAUCAAAACGACGCUAAAUAUUCCGAAAGAUUUGCCACAACCGAGCACAGAUGAAGCUGGGUAUCAUGCAAUCAGGGUGACGGAAUUUUUCAAGCUGAUCCUGGGGGCUAAGUCGGUGACUGGGAAGGUGUUCACCUUAGAGAAACAAGGGGCACCAUGGGUCAUCAUUUGGGACAAGGUUACCCUCACGUUUGAUGAGGACUGGACUCGGGAUGUUUUUGAGGAAAAUAUCGAAAAAUUUAAUAAUGACCAUUUCGCCAUUUGUGUAUGUCUUCGAAUCUCACAGGAUUGUAGAGAAAGGUAUCCAACUUAUUUGGAUUUCUUUGAUACGGAGUCAGACAUUUGUACCAAAGUUUGAAUCUAAAUAAAACCAACUUUUUUGCCUUCAUAAUAAAUAACCACAUUGUUUAAUCAUGA